AUAGAACAAAAAAAAAAAAAAAAAAAAAUUAAUAACCUUUCAUUUCUUCAUGGAUCGGAGUUUGGUAACACCACUUACUGCCGUUAAAUUGAAGUUAAUUCAAACUCGUGCUUCUUGUAAAUGUUAUUAUUAAUUAAUUAUCUUUUGGUGUUGUUAUGGUUCUUGAAGUCAAACCAUGAAGAAUCAUUAGCAACAAAUACCAAAAUUCCAAACUGUCAUGAAUGUCAAUUUAUCAUUCAAAGUUUCAAUCAAACAGGUGAUAUUGGCGAUUUGGUGAUUUCAUUGCUUUUGCAUGGCGAAUCAUUGCAAGUCAAAGGAAAAAAUUGCAAAUGAAGCUAUCAAACGCGCUUUGAGGUCUCUGCGGAAGCGUCAUUUGAACGAAGAAGGAGCUCAUGAUGCAGCUUUUGCUUCUCUUUCUAGACCUAUUGUUUCCCAGGGUUCUGAAUGGAAAGAGAAAGCAGAGAGUCUGCAAGUGGAACUUCAGCAAUGUUACAAAGCUCAAUCCCGAGUAUCUGAGCAGCUUGUUGUGGAAAUAACUGAAUCCAGAACUUUGAAAGCUUUGGUUCAAGAGAAAGAAACUGCAGUUGCUGAUUUGCAAAAAGAGUUGACUGAAGCGAGGGAUGAGUGCAUGCAAUUGAAAAAGGACUUAGAAGACAAAAUUAAAUCUCUUGAACUCAUUCUGAGUGAGAAUGCAGAACUUAAAACACAAUUGGAGCAAAUGACUAUUAGAGCCAAGAAUGCUGAAACUGAAAAUAAGACAUUGGUGGAUCGCAUGAUGUUAGAAAAAAUGAAGGAUGCGGAACAACUAAAUGAGGCAAACCAACUGUAUGAUGACAUGAUCAAGCAGCUAAAGGCCAGUGGCUUAGAAAAACUUGCAAGGCAGCAGAUAGAUGGUAUAGUUCGCAGAAGUGAAGAAGGCGCAAACAUUUUUUUAGAGUCGAACAUCCCAUCCACAUGCAAACACAGGCUCCAAGCACAUGAAGGUGGUUGUGCUUCCAUAUUGUUCCAGUGCAAUUCUAAUAAAUUGAUUACCGGGGGACAAGAUCGAACGGUUAAAGUGUGGGAUACAGAUUCAGGAUCCUUAAUUUCCAAUCUUUAUGGUUGCCUCGGCUCUGUAUUAGAUCUCACAAUCACCAAUGAUAAUAGAUCUGUCAUUGCUGCUAGCAGCUCAAACAACUUGUAUGUGUGGGAUGUCAACUCAGGUCGAGUCCAUCAUACCCUUACUGGCCACACAGAUAAAGUCUGUGCUGUUGAUGUCAGCAAGGUUUCGAGCCGUCAUGUCAUCAGCGCAGCUUAUGAUCGCACUAUAAAAGUUUGGGACUUGCUUAAAGGUUAUUGCAUUAACACAAUCAUUUUCCACAGCAACUGCAAUGCUCUUUGCUUCAGCACUGAUGGACAGACCAUAUUUUCUGGACACGUUGACGGAAAUCUUCGAUUAUGGGAUAUUAAAACCGGAAAACUACUUAGCGAGGUUGCGGCACACUCACUUGCGGUCACAUCGAUAUCACUUUCUCGAAAUGGAAAUGUUGUGUUAACGAGUGGAAGGGACAAUUCGCACAAUUUGUUUGACGUGCGAUCUCUAGAAGUUAGUGGCACGCUAAAAGCUGCCGGAAAUCGAGUGGCCUCUAAUUGGAGUCGCUCAUGUAUUAGUCCGGAUGAUAAAAAUGUUGCUGCCGGAUCAUCUGAUGGAUCGAUCUAUGUUUGGUCAGCAUCUAAAGGUGAUAUAGUCAGCACUCUAAAGGAACAUACUUCUUCUAUCUUGUGUUGUGCAUGGAGUGGGCUUGGAAGACCCUUAGCUUCAGCUGACAAGAAUGGAGUUGUUUGUAUAUGGACCUAAAGGGGUUCUGUUUUUUCGAAUAUACUAAAGCUGGUUUGGAGAAAGUAUUGUGAUACUCAUUUGCUCAGGUUCAGAUUUACUUCAGUAAGUAGUUAAACUUUUCUGAUUAUGAAGAAUCAUUACACUUUCAUUCAAAGGUAUACCAUUCAGAUUAGGAACAAUGUAGAUAUUCAUUUUUAACAGAAAACAAUUGAGCUACCCUUUAGUAAAUCAACUGUAAUGAAAAGUUUAAGCUCUCAUAAUGUAAUAAAUGUAAAAAUGGCAGAUGAUUAAUAGAUUGGAUUACGUUUUACUUUUACU
Molecule: messenger RNA, 2137 nt
Organism: Trifolium pratense (red clover)
Lineage: Eukaryota; Viridiplantae; Streptophyta; Magnoliopsida; Fabales; Fabaceae
Product: autophagy-related protein 16-like
Exons: 4
Coding region: 293-1837 (514 amino acids)
Biological process (GO): autophagosome assembly
Cellular component (GO): autophagosome membrane
Molecular function (GO): protein binding
Source: RefSeq, a predicted model, not a curated record